Messenger RNA from Arabidopsis thaliana (thale cress), 1190 nucleotides. Its product is annotated as RING/U-box superfamily protein. NCBI's taxonomy places the organism in Eukaryota, Viridiplantae, Streptophyta, Magnoliopsida, Brassicales, Brassicaceae. The coding region runs from base 314 to 979 and encodes 221 amino acids. The transcript has 5 exons. Gene Ontology annotation, molecular function: ubiquitin protein ligase activity. The record is from RefSeq and is marked reviewed.
GUAGAAGAAGACAAAGACGAGAGAGAAAGGAUCGCUAUUAUUCAGGAAACUUCAUUUUGCACUUUUUCGACGAACCUGAAAAAUCUUCAAUUUUAGAAUUAGUCAAUACCGGAAAAUUCCUGGGUUUUCUCUUGCUUCUGGAUUUUCUCAGGUCUCUAUCACAAAGGUGAUUCUACUGUGUAGGAGGAACAAGAGUUUUGCACCAAGAAGAGAGAGGAAGGAUUCUGGUUUACGGGAGCUAGUGAAAAUCUUCUGUGAAAUUGGCUUUCCUCUCUCAUUCUCUGUGAAAUUUGAAAGUAUUGAUUUCGAAGAUAUGGGUGCUUUCUGUUGUUGCUUUCAAGUUGAUCUCUUUGAGAGUUAUGUGAAUCCAAACACUUCCAUAACUAGGAACUGUCCUUGCCUUAAUUGCUUCCUCCAGAGUUUCAUGGAUUUGUAUGCUUCGUUGUUUAGUAGAGGGGGAAUGCAUCCAAUACCUUCAACUGUAGAGACAGCUACAGUGAUGAAUUCAACAACUGCACUUGAUGACUCUCUGUCUAGUGUAUAUCAUUCUCCUCCAACACCAUUGCCUUACGAUGCUGAUCCUAGGUACUUUCGUUUUGUUAAGGGCUCUAGUCAUUCAGGUGAAGAAUCAGAACCGUUAAGAGGUGAUACUGAAAUGAGUUCUGAAGCUUUGGGUGAUGGUGGAGCCAAGUGGAGUAAGUCUGAUUCUGAAGAUGGUUCGAAAGAAGUGUAUACGAAAGGUUCAUCAACCUUUACAAAGUCGAAAACAAUGCCGGGGAUAGAAGUUUAUUAUGCAGAUUCGGAUGAUGAAGAUAUUUGUCCAACCUGCCUUGAUGAUUACACUUUGGAGAAUCCGAAGAUAAUCACCAAGUGUUCUCACCAUUUCCACCUUAGCUGUAUUUAUGAAUGGAUGGAGAGAAGUGAAACUUGCCCCGUCUGUGGAAAGGUGAUGGCAUUUGAUGAAAAUGAAACUUCUUAGCAUUGUAAUAAAGACUUGCUCAAAGAACAUAAUGGCGUCUGAGUCCUGCUCAAAAGAAUAAACAGAGAGAAAUCACUUGUACAUAAAACUCCUGUGAAUAUCCAGAUGCCUUUUAACAGUAAAUAUGUGAUGUCUCUUAAUUUAUAGACUCAUAUAUCUUAUAUACAUUUAUAAAGCAAGACAAUGAUUGGAAGGAAAAGUAGUUUGAAUC